Messenger RNA from Notolabrus celidotus (New Zealand spotty), 6875 nucleotides. It is a transcript of the gene ptprub, whose product is annotated as protein tyrosine phosphatase receptor type Ub. The record is from RefSeq and is a predicted model, not a curated record. Gene Ontology annotation, molecular function: protein tyrosine phosphatase activity; protein binding. The coding region runs from base 448 to 4776 and encodes 1442 amino acids. The transcript has 30 exons. Lineage: Eukaryota; Metazoa; Chordata; Actinopteri; Labriformes; Labridae. Gene Ontology annotation, cellular component: membrane. Gene Ontology annotation, biological process: protein dephosphorylation.
ACUUUCAAACCUCAAACAACCUUUCGAGAAAGUAAAAAAAGUCUGCCUUUCCAGUGUCUUAAACUCAUAGUCCCCACAAAGAUGUAAGUACAGGUGCACAAAAACACCCAGUCCUGGUUUUACAUGGCUGACGUUUGAGUACCACACCGUCGUUGCAGGUUCCGGCCGCUUGGAGGCGCCCUGCUCUUACUUUGAGCAUGCAGGGGAAGAAGUGGAGGCUGGGAAAGGAAAGUGGGCUUGAGAAGAAAUCUCUUCCCUGAACUGUUUACCCUGACGUCAGUUUGCAGAACUAGCUCUGCCCUGUCUCCCUCAGUGUCUGUGAAAGUCUUUUCAGUGAGAAUUGGGGGAGUAGAUGGGCUCGGCUCUACCUGCUCACGCGCCCGGACCUCACGGAGUGAAUGAAAUGAUUCCUUCUGCUCAUUUAAAGUGGACUAAAACAGCUACGCGAUGAACACCUGCGCCUUUCUGUUGAUUUUGACUGUUCAGAUCUACGCCGAUGGCAUUGAGGGGCCAACAGCGGCAGGCUGCACGUUUGAAGAGGAUUCAGACCCUAACCUGUGCGACUUUGCCCAGGGGGAGGAGGAUGACUUUGAUUGGCUGCUGUUUCGGACGUACAGCUCGCCUUACACCAACUCCGACCUCCUGCGGGGAUCCUAUAUGUUGGUGAACUCCUCCCAGCAUGCCGUGGGUCAUCGUGCUCAGCUGCUGCUGCAGACCCUGAGUGAAAAUGACACUCACUGCGUCCAGUUCAGCUACUUCCUGUACAGUCGGGAUGGCCACAGUCCAGGGGCCCUGAGGGCUUAUGUGCGAGUGAACGGAGGUCCGGUUGGCAGUCCGGUGUGGAACACGUCUGGGUCUCACGCUAAACAGUGGCACCAGGUGGAGCUGGCUGUCAGCACCUUCUGGCCCAAUGAAUACCAGGUGCUGAUUGAGGCAACAGUUUCCAGAGAGCGGCGCGGCUACAUUGCCCUAGAUGACAUCAUGGUGCUCAACUAUCCCUGCUAUAAAGCGCCGCACUUCUCGAGGCUCGGAGACGAGGAGGUCAACGCCGGGCAAAAUGCUACCUUCCAAUGUGUUGCUGCUGGAAGAGCUUCAGAGGCUGAGAAGUUCCUGCUGGAGAGACACAAUGGGGAGAUUUUAACAGCGGCGUCAGUCAAGCACUUGAGUCACUGGCGCUUUGUGGUAUCCUUCCAGCUAGACAGCGCCCAGAGAACAGACCAAGACCUUUACCGAUGUGUCACUCAGUCCCCCAGGGGCUCCGGGGUCUCAAACUUUGCUGAACUUGUAGUAAAAGUACCUCCAUCCCCCAUCGCGCCGCCCCAGCUGCUGCGUGCCGGCUCCACUUACCUGAUCAUCCAGCUCAACACCAACUCUAUCCUGGGAGAUGGCCCCAUUAUUAGGAAAGAGAUUGAGUACCGCGCCAGCCAGUCUCCCUGGUCAGAGGUGCAUGGAGUCAACAUGGUCACCUAUAAGCUGUGGCACCUGGAUCCAGACACGGAGUACCACAUCAGCGUGCUGCUGACUCGGCCUGGUGAGGGAGGAACUGGACCACCUGGACCCCCUCUUGUGAGCAGGACCAAGUGUGCAGAGCCAAUGCGAGCGUUGCGGGGCCUCACAGCGACAGACAUCCAGCCCAGGCAGUUGUCCCUGCAGUGGGAGAAUCUGGCGUUCAACCUGACACGCUGCCAUACCUACUCAGUGUCCCUAUGCUACCGCUACACCACAGCGGGAGGCGGUGGAGGCCACAACACCACGGUGCGGGAGUGCCUGGCAGUGGAACACAACGCCUCACGCUUCACGCUGCGUGAUCUGCCACCCUACCACGGCAUCCAUGUCCGUCUGUCACUGGCCAACCCGGAGGGGAAGAAGGAGGGCAGAGAGGUCACCUUCCAGACUGAGGAGGACAUCCCCGGAGGCAUUGCACCAGAGUCGCUCACCUUCACCCCGCUGGAUGACAUGAUCUUUCUGAAGUGGGAGGAGCCUGUUGAGCCGAAUGGCCUCAUAACCCAAUAUGAGAUCAGCUACCAGAGCAUUGAGUCAUCAGAUCCAGGCAUCAACGUCCCAGGACCGAGGAGAACUGUGUCCAAGCUGAAGAACGAGACUUACCACAUGUUCUCCAACCUCCACCCUGGGACAACAUACCUAAUCUCUGUUAGAGCUCGUACAGCUAAAGGCUUCGGUCAGACAGCCCUCACGGAAAUCACCACCAACAUUUCAGCUCCCACCUUUGAUUAUGGAGACAUGCCAUCCCCACUGAGUGAAACAGAGAGCACCAUUACUGUCUUGCUGCGCCCCGCCCAAGGCAGAGGGGCACCUGUCAGCACAUACCAGGUCGUGGUUGAAGAGGAGACGGGGAAGAAAGUGAAGAGGGAGCUGGGGCUUCAGGAGUGUUUCCCGCUGCCCAUGUCUCAUGGUGAGGCGCAAGCUCGAGGCACCCCGCACUACUACACAGCCGAGCUGCCGCCCAGCAGCCUCCCCGAGGCAAGUCCCUUCACUGUGGGUGACAAUCACACUUACAACGGCUACUGGAACAGCCCCCUGGACCCUCGCAAAAGCUACCUUGUCUACUUCCAAGCGAUGAGUAACUUCAGAGGGGAAUCCAGAAUAAACUGCAUCCGCAUCGCUCGCAAAGCGGCCUGCAAAGAUCACCGCAAGGCUCUGGAGGUGUCCCAACACUCCGAGGAGAUGGGUCUGAUUCUGGGGGUGUGUGCCGGAGGUCUGAUCGUCCUCAUCCUUCUGCUGGGUGCCGUCAUCAUCAUCAUUAAGAAAGGAAGGGACUACUACUCUUACUACCCGAAACAAGUGAACAUGAAUAAGACGCCUAUUACCUACCGGCAGGAGAAGAGCCAUUUGGGCUCCAUGGAGCGCAGUUUCACAGACCAGAGCACUCUACAGGAGGAUGAAAGAAUGGCUCUUUCCUUCAUGGAUGCACACACCUGUGGCACACGGGGUGACGCUCGUAGUUCUGUGAAUGAGGCCAGCAGCCUGCUAGGAGGCUCCCCUCGGCACCAGUGUGGACGUAAAGGCUCACCCUACCACACAGGGCAGCUUCACCCCGCUGUCCGCGUGGCUGACCUUCUCCAGCACAUCAAUCAGAUGAAGACCGCUGAGGGCUAUGGCUUUAAACAGGAGUAUGAGAGUUUCUUUGAUGGCUGGGACUGCACAAAGAAGGACAAAACCAAAGGAAGGAAUGACACCCUGUUGGGAUACGACCGCCACAGAGUCAAGCUCCACCCUCUCCUGGGAGACCCCAACUCGGACUACAUCAAUGCUAACUACAUUGACGGCUACCAUCGAUCCAACCACUUCAUCGCCACUCAGGGACCCAAGCAGGAGACUCUGUAUGAUUUCUGGAGGAUGGUGUGGCAGGAAAAUUGUUUCAGCAUCGUUAUGAUCACUAAGCUGGUGGAGGUUGGCAGGGUGAAAUGCUGUAAAUACUGGCCUGAUGACAGCGAGAUGUACGGUGACAUCAAAAUCACUCUGCUAAAGACAGAGACGCUGGCUGAAUACACAGUUCGCACCUUUGCCUUGGAGAGGAGAGGAUAUUCAACCAAGCACGAGGUGCGUCAGUUCCACUUUACAUCCUGGCCUGAGCACGGCGUGCCCUAUCAUGCCACGGGACUGUUGGCCUUUAUACGAAGAGUGAAAGCUUCCACACCUCCUGAUGCUGGCCCUGUUGUGGUCCACUGCAGUGUGGGGGCUGGACGUACUGGCUGCUACAUCGUGCUUGAUGUCAUGCUGGACAUGGCCGAAUGUGAGGGCGUGGUGGACAUCUACAACUGUGUGAAAACCCUUUGCUCUCGACGCAUCAACAUGAUCCAGACAGAGGAGCAGUACAUCUUCAUUCAUGAUGCCAUCCUGGAGGCCUGUCUGUGUGGGGAGACGGCCAUCUUGGUGAACGAGUUUGCGGUCACUUACAAAGAGAUGCUGCGAGUUGAUUCCCAGAGUAAUUCAUCUCAGCUACGGGAAGAGUUUCAGACGCUCAACUCCGUCACCCCACACCUGGAUGUGGAAGAGUGCAGCAUCGCUCUGUUGCCCAGAAACCGAGAGAAGAACCGCAGCAUGGAUGUUCUGCCGCCUGAUCGUGCCCUGGCCUUCCUGGUUACAACAGAAGGGGAAAGCAACAAUUACAUCAACGCCGCUCUCGCCGACAGCUUCCACCGGCAGGCUGCUUUCAUUGUGACCCCUCACCCUCUGCCCGGCACCACGGCCGACUUCUGGAGGCUAGUCUUUGACUAUGGCUGCACAGCUGUUGUCAUGCUCAACCAACUCAACCAGUCAAAUUCUGCCUGGCCGUGUGUUCAGUACUGGCCGGAGCCGGGUUUGCAGCAGUACGGGCCCAUGGAGGUGGAGUUUCUGUCCAUGUCAGCGGACGAGGAUGUCAUCACUCGUCUGUUCCGGGUCAAGAACGUAACAAGGCUCCAAGAGGGCCAGCUGGUGGUGUGUCAGUUCCAGUUCCUGCGUUGGUCGCCGUAUCGUGAUGUCCCCGACUCCAAGAAGGCUUUCCUCAACCUGCUGGCGCAAGUGCACAAGUGGCAGAGGGAGUGUGGAGAGGGACGCACUGUUGUCCACUGCCUUAACGGCGGUGGUCGCAGUGGCUCCCUCUGUGCCUGCAACAUUCUCCUGGAGAUGAUCCAGUACCAAAACAUGGUAGACAUCUUCUACGCUGUCAAAACUCUACGCAACUGCAAACCCAACAUGGUGGAGUCCCUGGACCAGUAUCGAUUCUGCUAUGACCUUGUCCUGGAGUACUUGGACUGCUUUGAUGAUAGAUAGCAACUAAAUGUUUACCACAGCCGCAGUAUCCCAACCGCUGGAGAUUUGAUUUUGAUACCACCCGGUGACCCCUCUGCUUUAAUGUUUGGACCUGUGGACUCUGCACAGAGAGGACUGCAAAGGAAGGAGAGAAAGAAGAAAACAUGGUCGUGGUUCUAACUUUUAACCUUUAAUGUACAGCCGUGAUUUCCUCUUCGUUGGUGAUGUUUAUCUUUUUUGAUUUUUUUUGUGCUUUUCUUGGUCCUCUUUGCCUCCAGAUUGCAGUUUUUUUGUGCUAGAGGCUUGGGUAGCAGCAAAACAAUAUUGCCAUCUACAAAAAGGACCUGUCUUCUCUGAAGAGGGGUCACCUCAGCUGUAUUUCAUCGUUUCACUUAAACAAAUAAGCGGCUGGAUGAAAUUUCAGACUUUAACAGGAUUUGAAGAAGGUGAAAGCAGUUUUCCUCUCUCUUAAGAGCUACAUACAACAGCAACCUGCUGAGGUUGUGGCAUGACUUAUCAACCAUACCAUAAACUGCCUUAUAUUUGAUGCUCGGACAGAUUUAUUCAAAGCACUGAAUAAAUCCAGAAGGUUGUCACACUGGUGUUCCAGCAGCAACAGGAGAUUUUAAGAGGAGACCUACAGGAUUAAGACAGAGCCCAGUCCUGAACAGAAACUGUAAAGUCGUGCGAUGUGUUGUAUUUUGCCAUAACGUCUGUGCUGGAUUACCACGUGUGCUAGAAGUGGAUGUUUCCUGGGACCACAUCUCCGGGCCCUUAGCCACCACGGGAGAUUCCUGUCUCAUUACUGUCACAGUGCCAAUCCCACUGACUGACUUGAAACCUCUCUUUACUUUGUUCUUGAUAUUUGCCUAGAAACAUCCAGUAUGUACCACCCUCUGAAGUGAUUGUUUGUAUUUCAUACCCGUUGUGAAGAAAGAAGGAGCAGGGAAAACUGUUGGAAAUACACACACUAAUAUGUGUGUGUGAAAUGAUGUUUUUUUAAUGCUGUGGUGAAGUGUCUAAAUUAGUGCUUUGUCACAGGUUUGUGUCCGUACCUUACUUUUAUUCUUUAUUGUCUGAGGCAUUUGGUCUCUCUGUAAAAUUUUCCACUCAAGAUCAGCCAGUUUGGAGCUAUCCUAAUCCUUUUAUGUAAGAAUUGUUUGUGCGUUAAAAAAAAAAACAAGGGGGCAUUAUGCAGAAGGAAAAAAGCUACUUGAGUCACCUCUCAUCAGUUAGAAAAUUUGUGUUUUCGCGUUAAUGAUUCUUUCCCACAUCCCUCAAAGGAAAAUGUUUAUUUCUUAUUUUUAAAUGAGAUUUACUAAAAACACAGUCUCCCACAGACUAUAUUGUUAAAAUAUUUAACUGACUGACUUCGUGGACCAAUUCCUGCAGCUCUUUUGUAGCUUUUAAAGCCAAUCCAAAAAUGUCAGACAGGUUAGCAUGUGUGCUACACAAAAUGAUCUUAGCUUUAAAAUCUCAUUCAGAAAGCCCAACUCAGACAGGAGACAGUUUUUUGUUUUGUUUUUUACUUCCAGAAGCAAGAAAAUAUAUAUCCUGCACUCCAUUAUAUCCUUUUAAAUAUGUUAUUCUCCACUCCGUCUCCUAGAACUCCUUUAGGUGCAGGUUUUUAAAGAGGGCGGCUCUUCAGGACCUGCCCUAAUAAACAAGGAGAGACACCCUGAAGCUCACAGACUCUGGGAAGAGGCAGCUAGUGAACUCUGUUGCCAGUUUGCAGCUCUCACUCUGGCUCAGGUGGAGGAAUAUGAGUUGAAUCUUAACAGUAUCCUGACAUCAGCAGGCUCCCACAGGUUCACCGAUGUAGAGCAGCUGGUUUCUGAUGAGGACGAAGUCACAGUAAAGCUAAAGAGUAGUCAGUGAUCGGACGCAGAGCCACUGGAGGAAGUGCCUGGACACUUUUUCUGGAGGGUUGGAAGGAUUGUGUACAUACAGAUGUAUAUUAUUUUCUGUGAAUACUUUGUGAAUAAUAUACUAUAUGUUUGCCGAGAGUAAAGACGUACAAUAAGAAACACUACAUAACCACCAAGGUGAAUGUGCUGUAAAUGAACAUUUUGUGAGUUUUAUUGCCAGAAAUUUUAACUGAGUAAAACAUGUCCGUCGAA